AUGGAGUGGGGCUACCUGAAUGGAAUGUUGGAAGCGCUCGGUUUUGAUCGGAAGUGGACUGAUCUAUUGCUUUAUUGUGUCACCACAGUCAGGUAUACUAUUCAAGUUAAUGGGGUAGGGGUGGGGUCAGUGUGUCCAACCCGUGGCAUUCGCCAAGGGGACCCUCUAUCCCCGUACCUUUUCAUCAUUUGUGCAGAAGGACUGUCUGUCCUUCUACAACAGGCUGAGGGGUGUGGUGACAUUCAUGGGAUACGAAUUGCGCGGGGGGCUCCGGUCGUGAUGCACUUAUUCUUUGCGGACGACAGUCUGCUUUUUUUCAGGGCUACUAGUGGGGAGGCUCAGUCAGUCAAGGGGUGCCUUGAUAGCUACAAUGCAGAAUCGGGGCAACUCGUCAAUUAUGAUAAAUCUAGCAUCAUGUUUAGCUCAAACACUGGAACUGAGACGAGAGAGAUGGUCACUGCAUGCAUGGGAGUUCGAGAGACGGCAGAUUUCGGCCGCUACUUAGGACUACCUUCGGUCCUGGGUCACAAUAAAUCGACCACCUUUCGUUACAUAGAGGAGAAGGUUUGGGAGCGGCUAGGGUCGUGGCAACAUAGAUUUUUAUCAAAAGCAGGUAAAGAAGUCAUGCUCAAAAGUGUUGCGCAGGCCCUCCCAAUUUUUACUAUGUCAGUCUUCUUGUUACCAGGUCGGUUGUGCGAUAAGAUUGAAAAAUUGUUCAAUCGGUACUGGUGGGGCGGAGGAGUGUCGAACGGUAGAGGUGUGCACUGGAUGACUUGGUCUCGCUUAAGUGUGCCAAAAUGUCGAGGUGGAUUGGGGUUUCGACGCUUACACGAGUUCAAUAUUGCAUUGCUUGCCAAACAAGGGUGGCGUUUAUUGACUACUUCGCAUUCGCUGGUUAGGCAACUCUUGAAAGCAAAGUACUUCCCAAAAUGUGAGUUCAUGGAAGCUAGUAUUAGUAACAACCCAAGUUACAUGUGGCGGAGUAUUAUGGCAGGCCAAAGUGUCUUGCGAGAGGUCUUAGCACGCCGUAUCGGGGAUGGCAAGGCUACAAAAAUCUGGAGUUGGCCUUGGUUAGCUGAUCCAUCCAAUGCCAGUCUUAUUACUUCUCUGGUGGACGCUUUACGGGAAGCUACUGUUAGUGGCCUAAUGAAUGAACGUGGACAGUGGGACGAGGAGAUCCUCAACGACCUCUUUGAGGAAGCAGACGUGCGCAGGAUCAUCGCUACCCCCAUAGCUAAUCAUUUGCCGGACUCUUGGCGGUGGGUGGGUGACAUUCGAGGAGCUUACUCGGUUAAGCAUGGAUACAAGAUAUUAACAGCCGUCGUGCUCUGCAUACACCUGGGGAGUUCGCUGCGUGGGAGAAGAUUUGAGGCUUACCAGUUCCGCCUAAGCUCAUGUGGGGAGAGGGCUGUGCAUAUGGCUGCAGUUUUUUGGAUGCUGUGGACCGUGAGGAAUGAUCGAGUGUGGGGAAUAGCGGUGAUACACAAUCACAUACUUCGGCUGAUCUCCACAUGGAAUGACGCCUACAAGCUGGCAGCUUCCAGAGCAUAUUCUAUUGUGAAGCAAUGUUUAUCGAUUGCUAGCGACAUUGGGAACGUUGUUGUUCGCCAUGUCAAGAGAUUAGCGAAUCGAGUAGCUCAUGUCAUUGCACGAGCGACUGAUUCUUCGUCUGACUUGGGUGUGUGGUCGAUUGUACCUCCGGAUUGUAUUUCCAGUUUUCUGGAUCAGUAA
Messenger RNA from Ipomoea nil (Japanese morning glory), 1731 nucleotides. RefSeq lists its product as uncharacterized. The transcript has 3 exons. Lineage: Eukaryota; Viridiplantae; Streptophyta; Magnoliopsida; Solanales; Convolvulaceae. The record is from RefSeq and is a predicted model, not a curated record. The coding region runs from base 1 to 1731 and encodes 576 amino acids.